CCAGAUGGUCAAUCCACCCAUGAAGAGGCAGGGAAAUGUCAGAGUGUUUUACGCUAUUGAGCUGCUCUGUUCAUAUUGUAUUUAGCCUAGCUGUAGAAGGCAGUGAAGAGUAACUACGUGGUAUAGUAGGUCCCCUGGGCGUCUGAAAUACAAAUUCAGUUAAAACGGUCGGAUUUCGUAUUACCAAUUCCAAAGCAAUGCUGCGAUUAAGUAGUUGCUGUCGCUUCGCGAGCACUGCCGCACGGACUUCGUACUUUCCUGCUCGAGUAAAAGUAACUGCUCGCGGACACAUGUACAAGAAAUGGUCUUCCACCAUGGCUGCGAUUUCCCCGAUUUUGACAGUGCAACCCACCCGAGGACUCGUGGAUGAGAAAAUCAUGGUGGUCGUUAAGAACCUACCCCAGUGUUUCGCGGUAACCCUACAUUCUCUGCUUUACUCAGAGGGCAAGGAUUACUGGGAGGCGUUCGGCAAUUACACCAGUGACGACAAAGGAACGGUAACAGUGUCGCAGGAUGCCAGUGUUGGAGGAACAUAUGAAGGCACAGAGCCCAUGGGUCUACUGUGGAGCAUGCAGCCUGUUCCAGGGAGUCGACCAGGCCUCCGGUUGAGAAAGAUGAAUGUCCUCACUCCCAUGGUGGUACACAUCUCUGUGUACAGUGGUCAUGUGACUGAGGGCUUCAGCAAGCAGUCUCCCCUAGCAACUGUUGACAUAGAGCGAUGGUACCUGGCACCAGGUGUUCGCAGAAUUGACAUCAGGGAAAAUGGGGUCAAAGGCACCCUGUUUAUACCCCCAGGUACCAAAGCAUUGUUCUGUCCUGACCGAAACACACAACUUUGCAUCACAGCCCUAAUUGUCAUUGACACAUUCAAGCUCUUGGACCGUUUCACACCAGGAUCAACAAAACUAUAUAUCGAGGUAUAUCGAAUGCACUACUUACAAAGAAACAAACUACAAAUUUACAGUGCCCUACUCACAAGUAUUUUAUUGCCUUUCUGUGUCUCAGGUCCUGGACCCUUCCCUGGUGUGUUGGAUUUGUGGGGUGGGGGGGGUGGACUGGUGGAGUACCGAUCUGGACUCCUGGCAUCACAUGGUUUUGUUUCCAUGGCUCUAGAAUACCUUUCCUCUGAGAUCAGUGCCUCAAAUGUUGAUGACAAAUAUUUUGAGAAAGCAUUCAGGAUUGUUCAAGAGCACCCAUUGGUUAUGAAGGACAGUGUUGCGUUGUUUGGGCUCUGCUUUGGUACAUCAGUGACCCUCAAAAUGGCAGCCUACUCAAAAGCCAUCAGCCCUAGAUGCUGUGUGUGUGUCAGUGGGAGUCACGUCCAACCAGUCAACAAGUCGCUCAGUGAGUUUUUUUCAAAGUUUACAGCGGACAUGAAUUCAUCCAGAUGGGAUGACGAGGGUCGUCUGAUCGUUAGAGAUAUCACUGUGCCUAUUCCAACUGAGCCAGGAGAGAAAGUGGAUGUGGGGAGAAUAAAGUGUCCUGUGAUCUUGAUUGUCGGCGAGGACGAUCAGAGUUGGGCCACAGUGGAGUCUGCCGAGGAUAUAACCCAGAUGAUGCGUGCAGCAGGAAAUGAACACCUGCUGACCACGUUCCGAUACCCCGGUGCUGGACACCUCAUUGAGCCACCCUACACUCCCCACGUCAGAGCCAGCAACUUCAAAAAGCAAAACACAAGAGAUAAAGUGGUCAUGUUAUGGGGAGGGUUCCUCAAGCUACAUGCAGAUGCUCAAGAAGAUUCCUGGGAAAAGAUUCUCUGUUUUUUACAGCAUCAUCUCUACCCCAGGCAAGACUCAGUCUCUCAGGCCAAGCUGUGAUGUCACACCCAAGGCCCUUCAGAACUAGUAUGAUCAUGUAUGGAAGCUAAAUCUUAAUAGCGUUAAUAAGUUGAGCCUGGUGAUAAAAAAUAUUUUUGGUUUGGCACAAUGUUCAAAUUAAUUUUCAGUGUGAUAUAAAGGCUACAAAAAAGCUAAAUGUUUUUAUGAAUGUGAUAAUAAUCUUACAUACAACAGUUCUUUGUAGUAGAGGAAUCUGGUGGAAAUCACACUAUAGGUUACAAAAUCAAUGCUUGUUCUUAAAGGGGCAGUAGCAUACAUUGGGUGUACAGGAUUCAAGUAUAGAAUUGUUUACUUGGCAAUUAUUCUUCUGCUCUUUCAUGUGAAUGUUAUCUCUUAAAUAUUAUUCUCUUCAAUAAAUGUUAUUACAACA
Molecule: messenger RNA, 2208 nt
Organism: Esox lucius (northern pike)
Lineage: Eukaryota; Metazoa; Chordata; Actinopteri; Esociformes; Esocidae
Product: peroxisomal succinyl-coenzyme A thioesterase-like
Exons: 10
Coding region: 198-1817 (539 amino acids)
Biological process (GO): acyl-CoA metabolic process; fatty acid metabolic process
Molecular function (GO): fatty acyl-CoA hydrolase activity
Source: RefSeq, a predicted model, not a curated record